This is a messenger RNA of Hemicordylus capensis (graceful crag lizard), 1863 nucleotides long. Its product is annotated as deformed epidermal autoregulatory factor 1 homolog. Bases 529 to 1770 code for a protein of 413 amino acids. The record is from RefSeq and is a predicted model, not a curated record. Gene Ontology annotation, biological process: regulation of transcription by RNA polymerase II. Lineage: Eukaryota; Metazoa; Chordata; Lepidosauria; Squamata; Cordylidae. The transcript is spliced from 10 exons. Gene Ontology annotation, molecular function: DNA binding; DNA-binding transcription factor activity, RNA polymerase II-specific. Gene Ontology annotation, cellular component: nucleus.
CUUAGCGUCCCGCCCUGGCGUCUGUGCCUUUAACAGCGAAGGCCGCGACGAGGAGCCCUGCCCGGUUAUUUAAAAAAUAACACACACACACCACACAUAGCAACUUUUAUGUACUGCUGUACGGAAGUGCAGGGUUUAGUUUCGUUCUCUUGACACCUCUCAGCCGAGGAGGAGCUUCCACCUUCGGGGUUGUCUUCUUCAGCCGUUGAACUGAGCGCUCUGCCCGUUCCUCGGAUUGUCUCUGAGCUGGUCCUCGGAGCUGUAAAGGAAGGAGGGGAAGCUGAAAAUCUCACCAUUCUCACGCAUACCUCUUGAAAGCCGGCCGUAGGACUGAACGGGGUAGGGAUUCUGAGCAAGAGAAAUACUACACGCUAACUUCAAAUCCAUGCAUUAUUAAUGAAGCCAUAAAUGAAGUGUUUGGAGCAUAUGUGGUGAAUCAGCUCUAACAACAACAAAUAUUUACAUACCACUUUUCAACAAAAGUUUCCAAAUUGGUUCACAUAGAGAAAUAAUCAAUCAAUCCUUAGAAUGGAUCCCUGUCCCCAAAGAGUUCACAACCUAACAAAAAGCAUGGCAAAUAAUGAAGAAGAUACAAAUGCACAGGCAGCAGAUAACCAUCUACAAAAUGGGCUUCAGAAUGAUGACAGUAGCUCUGCUUCAGAAGGGAACAGCAAUAAAAUAAACCACACAGAAAAAAGCAGUCCUGAGUUUUCUUCAGGGAAGUGGCGAUGGCGGAAAAAGGGAGAAAGUAUGAAAAAAUAUCACCUAGUUUUCCAGAGUUCCGUACUGCCUGUACAAUGUGGAACAGUGAAAGGAAGUUUAUAUAAGGACAAAUUGGCUGCAGGAUCUUCACAACGUUGCAUCGAGGAUGAUGAUGGAAAGUGGUUUACACCAUCAGAAUUUGAGAUGAAAGGGAGCUACGGAUCUUGCAAAUCCUGGAAAAGAACCAUUCGCUGUAAAGGGUUUCCUUUAGAAAAAUUAAUAGAAAAAGGAUAUCUGAAUAACCCACCACGGAUAUACCACAAGAAAGAAAAGAGAGAGAAUCCUUCAGACCCAGAAACUCAUCAGCCACCUGAGUUUCAGGCAUCAGAUGCCACAGCUGCUUUAGCAACACAGGAGCCAUCUGGGACUGCUAGGAAGAGGACCUCCGAGCCCCGAAGCUUGGCAUCCUUCUUAUCCUCUUCCUCCCUGGCUGCUUCACCUGCCGCUCCAGCUAGCCGAAGGGAGGCCACACCCUCUCCCCCACCAGUGUUAUCAUCAGAGGCUGCUCCAGUUCUGAGCAAACUGCAGUGUGAGACUCGGGUGGUACUUCGCCGUCUCUCACUUACUGAAGUUCCUUCAGCAAGCAACAACUCACCAGAGCCACCACAAGAAGGCCCAAAGUCUGUUUCCACCAGAAUAUCACCCCGAAGAUUCCAUCCAUAUGUGCGACUCCACACCCUGUCAUCCAGCAUGGGACGUGCCAUCCUGAGCGGGCAGCGCAGAAUGGAGCAGCAGUUCUUGAAAACCCUGGGGAAACUUCCAGACCUGCAGGUGAAGCUCCGUGCUAUCCAGGGCCACCUGCAUGGUCUGCGGAAGCAGCAGAAGAGUCUGCGAGUUGCCCUGAACCGCUGGAAUCGGUGUGAUAUGGUCCUGGAAUUUGAAGGGUUGCAGCGUCAAAUGGGUACCAUCAUUUCCCACCAGCAAGUGCUGCUGACAUCAAUGCUUCAGAUUCUGGGAGCACUGGGUUUCUGCCCUGAGAGACUGUGCUCUCCCGCGACUGUUCAUUAAUAAUCACUGCUUCCUAUUUUUCUAAGCAUUGAGAAAUUCCUGGCAUUCAGCUGGUUUCUGGCUUCCCUUGGAUAAUAAAUUACUAGAGGCCUA